CGAUGCCAUGAAAGAAUUCUUUAAGUUUUUUAAAUUUCGUAUUUUUUGUAUUUUUUGGGUUUCAAAAAAUUUUUUCUUAGUUUUUGUAAGUUUAAUUGUCUUUGCCUUUGUAUUUUUAUAUUUUAUUCCUUUUUCUGUUCUGUUCAAAAAUUCAGGUAACCAAUUAAUCUGUAGUAAAAAAUCCAAAUCCACCGAUACCCCCUCCCCAGCUUAUUUAAAUAAAUUAAUUAUUUAA
Molecule: messenger RNA, 235 nt
Organism: Meloidogyne enterolobii
Lineage: Eukaryota; Metazoa; Nematoda; Chromadorea; Rhabditida; Meloidogynidae
Source: the annotation of a GenBank genome assembly